AUGUUUGUAAAAAAGAAGCAAAGCAAUGUUGUUAAAUCGAAAUACUUAAUACAAUCAAUUUCAACACUGCACGGAACAACUCAACUAUCGAUUUUAUCAGGCAAGAAUGAGAAUAUAUGGAAGGGAAUAUUGAUUUUAAAUUUAAUUUUAACCAUUGCAUUUGUGUUGGUUAUAAGAAACAGAUAUAAUAAUGAUCAAAUUAUAACACGGAUAAGCAACCACUGCAAACUUAACCAAAUACCAUUUCCUGCUAUCAGCAUUUGCAAUCUCAACAUUGUAUCGAAAAGGGCGAGCGAAUCUAUUAUUCGACUCCUAAUAAGCCACAAUAUAACGCAAAAAAACAUAGAAAAAUUUCUUCACGAUCUCCCAAUUUUAAAAGACUAUGGAAGAUCGACCAGAAACAUUGAUGAUUUUGAAACUAUUAUGUCAAUUAUGAAGGGUCAUUAUUUUACAGUGGAAUCUCUUAUGGAGGAGGUACAUCAAAAAUGUGAAAGUUUGUUGCUGUAUUGUGCAUUCAACAGAAAAGUUAAAAACUGUGGUGACAUUUUUGAACGAAUAAAAACAUACGAAGGCCACUGCUGCGCUUUUAACUAUGCUGCCCUUAAUGAUGAUAGCGAUAUUUCAAAAUUUUCAAAAGAUGAAGAUAUAGAAUACUAUGAAGACCCAAGCGGCGAAGACGUGCAACCAAACGAACGUAUUAUAGUAACAUCUGAAUCGGGCAGAGGAUCUGGUCUUAGCGUAGUAUUUAAUGUAGAACCUGAAGAUUAUCCAAUUUGGUCUUCAACGCCUUAUUUUGGUGCAAAGAUUUUAAUCAGUGACCCGAACGACUACCCAGAGACAACAGUUCUAUAUAAAUUAAUAAGCUUAAGGGAGUCGAUAGAUAUAAAAGUAGAGCCAAUGGUAUUUCAAAGCGAAAAUGACAUACGACAUGUUGCUCCAGAGAAACGGGCUUGUUGGUUCCACGAUGAGGUGUUUCUCGAGCAUACCGACAGAUAUAGUUACGAAACCUGUAAAACAGAAUGCAAAAUGCACAGAUUUCUAGAGAACUGCGGGUGCAUACCGUAUAAGUAUCCGAGAGAAAAAUCAACACCCAUUUGUGAAUUUAAAAAUUUACAAUGUUUAAAGAAUAUGACUGCCUACAGAUUUAAAGGACAAAAGCCAUGUAUUCCCGUAUGUUACAUGGAGUGCCGAGACAAAAAAUAUAGUAUCACCAGUGAUCUCACGCCGUUUGUGCCAGAACUUUUCUCACCGAAUAUUACCAAUGGCCGCAAUAUCAGUGAAUUAUCUGCCUUACAAGUUUAUUACGCAAAAUCAUCUUGCAAUAGUUACAAGCUGAUGCUAUUAAUGGACUUCAACCAUUUUAUUGCAACGUAUGGAGGUAUAUUUACGUUAAGUUUCGGUGCAUCGAUAUUGACAUUGUGCGAAUUGGUAUAUUUAUUUGUAUCGUUCUUAUUAAGCCUAUCUCAGCGAAAAAUGCGAUAA
Parnassius mnemosyne (clouded apollo) is the source of this 1482-nucleotide messenger RNA. NCBI's taxonomy places the organism in Eukaryota, Metazoa, Arthropoda, Insecta, Lepidoptera, Papilionidae. The record is from the annotation of a GenBank genome assembly.